GAAGGCGGCGCCCGCGCUGCAGUCGCCGGGCCCAGGCAGCGAGCAUCCUCCCUUCUCCGUUCUUCCCUUCGGCCCUAGUCGCCGCAGCCCCGCGGUGAUGAGCCCCGAGCCAGUCCCGCCGCCGCCCCCCUGUCGUGGCUGCGACUGCGGGGAGCCGCUCGCCCAGCGGGUGGAGAAGGGCGAUGAGGCCUUCCGCGCGGGCGAGUACGAGACGGCGGCCGAGCUCUUCCGCUCCGCGCUGGCCGGCUUGGCGCGGCCCGACCGCGGCCUAUGCCUGCGGCUGGGGGACGCGCUGGCCCGCGCCGGCCGCCUCCCCGAGGCCCUGGGCGCGUUUCGCGGCGCCGCGCGGCUCGGGGCGCUGCGGCCCGACGAGCUGGGGGAGCUGGCGAGCGGCCUGGCGUGCGUCCCGGGCCCGCGCGAGCGGCGGUCGCCGGUGGGGAAGCCGGGCCGCGCCCCCGGGGAGGCGCCGAGCGGGGAGCCGUCGGCCUCGGUGCCCGCGGCGCCUCGGGACCUGCUGGACUGCCCGCGCUGCCAGCGGCUGCUGCACAAGCCGGUGACGCUGCCGUGCGGGCUCACGGUGUGCAGGCGCUGCGCUGAGCCGGGGCCGGGCCGGCCGCCGGUGCGCCGCGUUAACGUGGUGCUGAGCGGCCUGCUGGAGAAGUGCUUCCCGGCCGAGUGCCGGGCGCGCAGGCUGGCGGGCCAGGUGCAGAUCCUGCAACGCCAGCAGCAGCCCGAGGCCGCUCUGCUCAGGUGCCACCAGGCCCUGGACCUCGCUCCUGGUGAUAAUUCGUUAUUGCUGCUGCGAGCAGAGCUGUAUUUAUCCGUGAAGAACUAUGAACAGGCUCUGCGGGACGCCAGUGCAGUUUGUCAGAAUGAACCUCUCCUGCCUAAGGGACAUCACGUGAAAGCUCUGGCUCUUUCCGGACUGGGAAGAAGUAAGGAAGUGUUGAAGGAGUUUCUCUACUGCCUGGCUUUGAAUCCUGAAUGUAACUCAGUGAAGAAAGAAGUGCAGAAGGUAAUGUGUGAGGUGUUUUUCCCUGCUUCAGAAAACGUGCCUCAGAAUUUAACAUCUUCCAUCCAAAGCAGAAUGUUGAACACAAGAUUAACGGCGCAGUGUCAGAACCACAUAAACAGCCAGCCUCCUGUGGAGGGAGGUGGCAGUGCAGGGAGUUCUAAGAAUCCAUCUGAGAAACAGGAUGUAUUUAGAAAUACCAGUUCUUCGGUGUUAUAUUUUAUACUGGGCCUACACUGUGAGGAGGAUAAGGAAGUGUUAGAAAGUUUUCUUCCAGCGGCGCUGAGCACUGGUUUAAAGAGACGGUUUCCGAAUGAUUUGGAGGAUGCGCACGAUGUGAACGGCCCUGGAAAAAUUCCCAAGAAAGAGGCUGAUUCCUCACCCCAAAGGAACGUGAGCUCUAACGUAGGAGAAAGUGCAGAGCUCCUGAUAGAUGUGGCUGAUUUUGAGUGUGCCCUUUGCAUGAGGUUGCUCUUUGAGCCUGUCACUACGCCCUGUGGACACAUGUUUUGCCUAAAAUGCCUCGAGCGCUGCCUGGACCAUGCCCCACAUUGUCCUUUGUGCAAAGAAAAACUCUCAGAAUUGUUGGCAAGCAGAAAUUUUCAUAUAACUACUCUGGCUGAAGAAUUAAUAUUUCGAUAUUUGUCAGACGAACUGUCUGACAGAAAGAGAAUUUAUGAUGAAGAAAUGACGGAGCUUUCAAAUCUGACCAGGGAUGUGCCCAUCUUCGUGUGUGCCAUGGCCUUCCCCACCGUGUCCUGUCCGCUCCACGUCUUUGAGCCCCGCUAUCGGCUUAUGAUAAGAAGAUGCGUGGAAACUGGCACCAAACGGUUUGGCAUGUGUUUAUCUGCAGAGCACGCAGGGAUCUCAGAGUACGGCUGCAUGCUGGAGAUCAAGGACGUCAGGACGUUCCCCGACGGCAGCUCCGUCGUGGAUGCCGUCGGGAUUAGCCGCUUCCGGGUUUUGAGCCACCGUCACAGAGACGGCUACAACACGGCAGAUAUUGAGUAUCUGGAAGAUGAAAAGGUGGAAGGUGCAGAGUACGAAGAGCUCACCGCCCUGCAUGAGUCAGUUUAUCAGCAGUCUGUGUCCUGGUUUGCUUCACUUCAGGAUCACAUGAAAGAACAGAUCUUAAGCCACUUUGGGUUAAUGCCCGACAGAGAACCUGAGCCUCAGAGUAACCUUAGUGGUCCUGCCUGGUCCUGGUGGAUCCUGGCAGUGCUGCCGUUGGAGCGGAAGGCUCAGCUGGCCAUACUCAGCAUGAUCUCGCUGAAGGAGCGUCUGCUCGCCAUUCGGCGAAUAUUAGCCAUCAUCACGCAAAUCUGCCCACUCCCAGCCCUGGGGCCAACCUCAGUGCCCUCUUGUGGGCCCCCCUCCAGGCCCAGUGACUAUGUCAGCAGACUAGAGCCUGAGCCAAUGAAUUUGGUGAAACCAUCUAAGGAUGUGGAGGUAUGAAAAAAUCUGUCUCCCUCACUCACCUGCGUGUGCUCAGAAUGACUGUUGAAUCAACAUGUUUAAGAAGGGAAAGGCAGGGCUUCCCUGGUGGCGCAGUGGUUGAGAGUCCGCCUGCCGAUGCAGGGGACACGGGUUCGUGACCCGGUCCGGGAAGAUCCCACAUGCCGCGGAGCGGCUGGGCCCGUGAGCCAUGGCUGCUGAGCCUGUGCGUCCGGAGCCUGUGCUCCGCAACGGGAGAGGCCACAACAGUGAGAGGCCCGUGUACCGCAAAAAAAAAAAAAGAAGGGAAAGGCUUAUCGUUCUGGAACAGACUCCUUUUUAUGUUCUCGAGGCUUCUUUCAGCAUGAGGUCCCAUGUGUCAGUCAGGAUAGCCCACGAUGCUACAGUAACAAGCACACCCCCAAAUCUCUUGGUUUUCAGAUGGUAAAGGUUUAUUUUUUUUACUUCCAUGACAUAUCUAUGAAUGGUGGGCACCAGGGAUGCAUGGCCCAGAUCCCCUUCAGUGCGGGACUGGUGGCCUGCUGCUGGGAGAGUGUUUUGCUGUCAGCCCCUUCAGGUGACACCUCACACCAAGUCUCAUCCCUUCCCAGAGAAACUCACAUUCCGUAGUUGAUCAAAGUGAUAGCAUAAAGGGUGCAGCCAUCCCAGCCCAACAUAGGACAACUCAGAAGGGUCCUUUUAGCUCCUGAGUUCCCUGUGAGCCCAGCAGAGGCUGCUGUUGCACCUGCAGUCUGGCUGGACUUCCCCCUUCCUGCCUGAGGUGGGACUCUCACAGGUGUUAUUUCUAAGGGCACGCUUUAAUAAAUAUCCUGCAGGAGGAACUCUUGUCUUAGAGUCUGCUUCCCUAGAGCCAGCCUGCAGUGGUUUAAUACCAGGAGUGGGCCAAGAAAUCAAGUGAUCAAGUGGGGUUUUGGAGUUGGAUUACUCACCACUUUCUGGCAGUAACUCCCCAUCACUGGCCAUAGGGCCUCUUGCAUGAAGUCACCAUCUAAUGGUUAAAACUUGCACUGGUGGUGAACUGGGAUGGUGUACUAGCAGAAGGAAAUGCACUAGUUCACGCAGGGUGUCAGGCCUUUGAGAAAUGCGUGUAAAUAGUUACAAGGACAGUGGAAUUGGGUAGUUAUUGCUAAGACUGAUCGAUGCUCUAGAAAAAGAUAAAAAGCUAUGAAGAAUUUAUCACCAAUCAAAAGCCCUGGGAAAUUUUGAAUACCCAGGUUCCCCUGAACCUUCUGAAGCUUAGAGAUGAUGCCAGGGCUCCUUCCUGUAGGGCGAACACCAUGGGCCUUUCAGAAUCUACCCCCACCUACCCUCCUGGUCACUAAGCUUAUAACUGGGGUUAAAUCACAAUAAAACCCACGCAUAGACGUUCUAAGCCUGAUUAGGGGUAGGGGAGAGUGCUGUAUCCCAGAGGAGCGACAAGACCUCGCCCAUGGGUACCAGCAGAAGGCAGAAGACUGUGCCUAGGGUGGGAUUCUGUAGGUACUUCAUCAAAGGGUCUGGAACAUGAAGUUGAGUAAGAGAGAGCUGGGUGAUGUGGGUGCAGUCUCUUGGGACUCCGUAUCUGUCUAACACACUGGGAGGGCUCCAGGAGAUGGGAGAAUGCCCUGGUGAAAGGGGGACCAGAAACCCUAAAAUCCAGCCCAGAGCUGAUGUGGGAAAGUGCAUUACAGAACCCAGCCCACUCAUGGCCCUCGGGAUUGGAGAAUUCCCGAGCAAGAGAGGCCAAGUGACAGACAUAACUGCCAGAGGCAGGUGAGGCGUCACAGUGGAGGGAGGGGUGCUGCUGACCCACACGUGGGUACCAGAAUGGUUAUUACAGCAAAGUGUCCCUGGGCAGAACAGACGCACAGCCGCCAAGGGAGCUGCUCCGUCCGUACCCCUCAAAGAAGUCAAGGAGCUGGGACCAGGAGGUCAAGGGGAGUUACUCCAACAGAAAAUUCACAUUCCUUUGCCCAGUUUCCAUAUCUGAGUCAGUUUCAGACCCAGAACCCACUGCCUGAAGAAGAGACCAGAUCCCCAGGAGGAAGGGGACGGUCACACCAUGGUAAGUUUCUCUUGGGCCUUCUGCAAAGGUCCCUUCAGCCAGUCGUUCAGCUACCAGUGCACCAGGGGAAGAGGAAUAUUUCACAUUUCGAAGACUCUUGGACAUAGGAUCCAGGUCUCUAUUGUUAUCCAGGCACAUGAAACAUCAUCCUGGCACCCCUGUUAGAGUGGGGUGUAUGCAGUCCUGGUCAGGACCUAGCUCCCUCUGGGUCCAUUGGUUCACAGACUCACCAGCCCGGGCGGUCCUUUCCCUGGUCCCUGAAUGUGUAAUCAGAACAGACCUACUUUAGGGUCUUUGGCCUGAGAGGUAAGAGCUGUCAUAGUGGGGAGGGGCAAGCAGAAGCCUCUGAAACUAUUCCCCCCUUCCUCAGCCAGAUGGUGAAUGGAAACAAUACUGCGUCCCAGUGGGAUGGCAGAAGUUAGUGUUAAGUAUCAAAAGGUUGCAGAGGUAGUGAUCCCACCAUUUCUCCAUUUAAUUUACUCGUCUAGCCCUUGCAAAAUCCCAGUGGAUCCUGGAAAAUGAGAGUAGAUUCUCCUAAAUUCAACUGAGCAUUCACCCGGGUCGCAGUCUGCCACACCAGAUGUUAUGUCUUUGCCAGGAUAUAUUAACUUAUUUGAGGCAAAGGGUGUACAGACAUAGAUUUAGCAAAUGCAUUUCCUAUGAGAAAAGAGGCAGUUUGCGUUCACAUGAAACAAAUACAUACACUUACAGUUUUGUCCCAGGACCAGUGUUGACCCUUCUGCCCACCGUCACGAUAUAGUCUGAAGAGACCUGGAUCAUCUGGAAGUUCUGCAGAACAUCUCAUUAAUCCACUGCACCACCUGAUACCGUCCUAACCAACCUGGAUUAGCAAGAAGUGGCCAGUGCGUGGAAGGCCCGGGUGGUAGAACGUGCAUUGCAGAGGGCGGGAGAUAAACCCUACGAAGAUUCAGGACCUGCCGCCUCAGUGAAGCUUUUCAGGGUCCAGUGGCGAGAGGCAUGCAGGAACAGGAUAUCCCACCCGAAGGAAAGGACAGACGAUCGCCUCGUGCACCUCCCACCAUGAAGAAAGAGGCACAGCAUCUUGUAAGCCUCUUCAGAUUUGGGAGGCAGCGUGUUACAUGUCUGGGGAUUCUGCUCCAACCCACAUAUGAGAUAAAACAAAAAGCUGCUGACUGGCGGCAGCCCAGGCUGUGGUACAAGGACCCCUGACGUUUGCAGCAUGUAACCUGGCAGGUGUAUCGCUGGUGGGAAAGGAGCUGUGUGCUUCUAUGGACAAUCACAGCACAUGCCCCUUUGCCUCUGCAGAGCAAUACUGUGCCUCUUCCACUUUUAAGAAACACUCCUGGUACCCUGCGGGGCCCUGGUGGAGACGGGACCCUUGACCAUGGGCCGUAAAGUGGCUGUGCAGCCACAGAUGCCCUUGAUGAGCUGGAUUCUGACACACGCCCCCAGGACAAGGCUGGGUGGGCCCCCAGGAUCCAUUUUAAGAUGGAAGUGGUAUAUCUACAGUCUCACAUAAGCCAGAGCAGGGGGGACAGCAAACUACACAACUCGUAGCCCAGAUCUCUCUAUCACCCACAGUUCUUGCUCCAGGGCAGCUCAUCCGUUCCUUCCUGUGACUGGGAAAUUGUGUAUGACCAGACGAAGGAGGAAGAGAAAGUCCAACUCUAGUUCAUGGUCAGGUGGGCUUGGUACAUAUGUGGACGCUGAAAAUAGAUGGCAGCUGUAUACACCCGCAAUCAGGGGUGGUCUUGAAACGGUAACAAGGCAAAAAAUCACACUCUUAAAUCGGAGCUCUGCAGGUUGAGAUGUCUUGGUUCCCAAAGGUAGACUUCUGCCUGGGAACAUGUGAGACUCAUUGAAUUACAAGCUGCCAUCUUCAUCUGGGCGUGUCAGAGUCACCGGCAAGCAGGAAGAGGCACCAUCCUGAUGGGGGUAUGUGCCCAGAAGGACGAGGCAGGGCUGCUGCACACUGGGAUGUGUGAACCCGGGUGAUGCACGGGCUGCCACGUGGGCCUCUUGCUGAGUGUUGAUGGUAGAUGAACAAGCAACAACUCCAGCCUGAGAAGGGCAUGUAGACCAGCGUUCAUACUUCGCAGAGGUGAGGUUCUGAGUCAUCACAUGGAUUAAGCCACUGAGACCAGCAAAGGUGCUAGCUGAGGCGAGGGGAGCCUGGAACAGAUGGUCCAGAAGGGGGAUAGUGUUAUCAGCUGUGGUCUUGAAACCAGCAACAGAGGCAUCCUAUUAACCUCCUUUUAAGUGUCCCCCAGGAAGAUGAGGAGGCCCCCGGGAAUCUUGAAGGAGCUGCUUCCAGAACAUAUAUGAAGAGAUGUGUCCAAGAGGCACAGAUCGGUUUAUUGAUUAUUUCCACCAACAACCUCAGAACUGAAAGAUAAUUCGUGGUACUUUGUGACAGAACAAUAGGAAACUUGGACACUCCAGAAGGGCUGUUUUUCUAGGACCUGGACCACCCCCUUGCCAAUCCUCUUCAGCAGGAGGGGGCAGUGACAGCUCUGUCAUGAGAGAGAGAGGAACUCCCCCCCCCGCCCCGGUUCUUCAAACCAAAGGUUGCCAUGGAGAUGCACAGUAGACUUGACACUGUCAGGGGUCCCUGUUUCACAUGAAGCCUCAGAAGCCGACUUUGGAAAACACAGCGAGUGACUGGCCAUUGUUUCAGACAGCAGAAGAAAAUGAGAGGCAGCGGAGGAAACGGUAGCAAGUAAUAGAUUCAUUCCUCUUGCAGCAGUAACAUCAGACCAGACUGUGAAGCUGUAGGUCAGAUGCUGAGUGCCUGGGCCGUGGCUUCCCUAGGAUGCCCACAACACGGGCAGCAGCACAGGAGAGCAGGUCGAGCUGUGUGUCCAGAUCCCUCCCCGUUUGUUUCUUCACCUCUUCAAGACAGUUUCAGAAAUGCACUUCUGAGAAAAGAUCUUAUAUCCAGUAAAACUCUGCGGAGCAAAGACAAGCAAUUAGCAAUUGGCAUAAACACAGCCCUGGCAAUAAGCAGUAAGUAGCAGGACCCUUAGAAGCUCAGCUUACAGCUGAGGGCCACCAGGUGGAUGCUGUGGCCACAGCCAGGGCCUUGGAGCCGGAGGAAGGGAGGGGGACGAGGUGGGGGGACACCCAGUUUGCACCAGAGCUGAUUGUAUGGUGCUUUCCUGUGCUUUCUGGCUGCCCACCUCUGGACACAGCUGGGCACACCCUCAACUCCAGCUGCUGUUCACAUGAAGGGAGGCUCUGAGAGGCCCCCAGGCCCCUGCCGAGACUGGAGCCAACAGGAGACUAAAGCUACAUCAAAGCAAGAUGUAGCACCCAAGUACGUGGUUAUAUUACAGGACUGUUUUUAACUCUAACGUGUGGCAUUUUGAGCCGUAUCUGUGCAAGUUAGUGAGGGGGUGCUUGUGGAAGGGCAGGGAUGGGGGAGGAUUGGACUCCUGCAAGGACCUUCUCUAAUUCAGUGGUUCUCAAGGUGUGGGCCUGGACCAGCAGCUUCAGCACUGCCAUCUGGGAGCAUAACUCAUCUCAGCUUAAUUUACAUCCCCCAGCAGGAAGAGGGAAGGUUUUCUCCUUGCCCAGCAACAACCUAGCCAAUGAGAAACCACCUAACGCUCGCUCUCCUCCAAUGAACUUUCAUUCAAAACAGCUCCUCCCAACUUCCCCCGUCUCUUCUAUGAAAGAACGCUCCUCUCCCGUGUCCCCCAGCCUUGCCCGUGGUUCACCAUGGUGUGCAUGGCCUGAAUUGCAAUUCCUCUGCUGUUCCCGAAUAAACUCAAUUCUGCCACCUAAACCACCUAAAACACCUUGCAUGUACUCUAACUGGCAUGUAGCCUAAACAAUAAGAUGUUUGCCCAAGUUGUUUUAGAGGAACUCGGAGUCAGCUGUGUCUAGUUUGAGCUGAGCUGGUUGAGACCGGAGUAGACCACCAAGCCUCCAACUGGACGGGUGCGAGUGUCCACUCAGUGACCUUUUGGUGUCAGAGGGCCCCAAAUCCCACCCUCAGAUGUGUUAAACACCUCAGUUUUCUAAACGUACAGAGGCCUGUAGCGUAGUCACACCUGGGCAGAAGGAUGAUUACUGCACCUUUUUCCAAUCGCCUUUCCCCAUACCCCCAAUGCCCCUCAUGUCUCAGACCUGCCCUACUGCUUUAUACUUGAUCCCAUAAACACCCCUUGCUUUCGGGGCCUGUUCUCCCUUCUCCUCCCUUGGCUGCCUCGUGAAUAAACCCUCUCUUCGUUGCAAACCUCCGGGUCUCACCAUUUGGGCUGGCUGCCUGUGGAGCAAGACGAGCCUGCUUGGGUAACAGAAUUGGGACCUGAAGACAGAUAAGACAGGUCUAACUCCAGAACCCACAGGCUGAGAUGAUGGAGCUCUUGAAUGACGCUGCUCCCUCAGCAACCUGUGUCAGCCUCCUGGAUUACAAUUGUCUAUACUUUUUAUUUCCCUGCCCUGGGCUCUUCAAAGGCAGGGACCCAGUCUUUUUUUUUUUUUUUUUUUUUUUUUUUUGGUGGUACGCGGGCCUCUCACUGCUGUGGCCUCUCCCGUUGCGGAGCACAGGCUCCGGACGCGCAGGCUCAGCGGCCAUGGCUCACGGGCCUAGCCGCUCCGCGGCAUGUGGGAUCCUCCCGGACCGGGGCACGAACCUGUGUCCCCUGCAUUUGCAGGCGGACUCUUAACCACUGCGCCACCAGGGAAGCCCAGGGACGCAGUCUUAAUUCAUCUCCCCAGUAUGUGCACAGAGCUCUGCUUUAGGCUCUCAUAGA
Molecule: messenger RNA, 9253 nt
Organism: Orcinus orca (killer whale)
Lineage: Eukaryota; Metazoa; Chordata; Mammalia; Artiodactyla; Delphinidae
Gene: LONRF2
Product: LON peptidase N-terminal domain and ring finger 2
Exons: 13
Coding region: 98-2467 (789 amino acids)
Molecular function (GO): protein binding
Source: RefSeq, a predicted model, not a curated record